AUGCCAACAUUAUGUAAUGUCUAUAAAUUAAUAGAAACUGCAGAGCAAGAAACGAAAAGAGGUAAUCUCCAAAAUAGUAUAAUAUACUAUAAGGAAACCUUAAAGGAAAUCAAUGAAAUCACAGACAAGAUAGAAGAAAGUGGCCUGUCAAAAAAUGUAAUAGAAGCUGUACAAUUACUGCGGAAGGAUAUAUCUCAAACGAUAUAUGACAUUCAAAAUGUAUUACCAACUGAAAAUGAUUUUACCAUUCCUUAUAGUAACAAAAUAGGUGAAAAUGCCGAUGUAUUUCGAAAUGAAUCAACUAAUAAUUGUCCUAGCACUGCUGAUUCAAAUGGAAUAAACCAAAAUUUUCUUGGGUCAGUAUAUUUAAGGAUGAAUCCAUCAGUAAUGCAACCAGGAGGUGCCAAAAUGUGGGAGACUAGUAUGAAUAACGAUAAAUUAAUCCCUAAUAAUGACCCACUGUUUCUGGGAAUUGUAAAUAAACUUCAAAGUAAUAUUAUAAUGUCUACUUCUAAUCAGUUCAAGAAUGGACAACACACCGUACGAGGAACACAAGCCAUUGAAGAAGAGAUUCAACAGCAUGUAGAACAAUUCAGAAAAGAAGUAAGUUGGUAUGAACAAAAGAGAUUCGAGGAAUAUGAAAAUAGAAUGAAAGAGCUAGAAAUGGAAAAUAAGAAAUUGAAUUUACAAGUUGAUCGUUUAAAACAACGUUGGGAUAGUUUAGUAGAGAGUGCAAAGGAAAGGAAAAAGAAAUAUUCGGUUGACUCAACUUAG
This is a messenger RNA of Maudiozyma saulgeensis, 774 nucleotides long. Lineage: Eukaryota; Fungi; Ascomycota; Saccharomycetes; Saccharomycetales; Saccharomycetaceae. The record is from the annotation of a GenBank genome assembly.